Akanthomyces muscarius is the source of this 1194-nucleotide messenger RNA. RefSeq lists its product as uncharacterized. Lineage: Eukaryota; Fungi; Ascomycota; Sordariomycetes; Hypocreales; Cordycipitaceae. The transcript has 5 exons. The coding region runs from base 1 to 1194 and encodes 397 amino acids. The record is from RefSeq and is a predicted model, not a curated record.
AUGACUCCGAAGCUUGGCAAGACAUCGGAGACGUUGCGCACCUGCCACCUCGAACAAAAGAUCAGUCAAAAUACGUUACUCUGCCAAUAUAAAGAAACAAUCCGAACAUGGCCUGGAAUAGAGAAAUAUGCCGACUUUAUGCUGGAGCAUAUCGAUCGUAACAUUCUUGCCCUUCAGGGCGAGCUUCUCACUCCGACGGCGCUGGAAAAGAUCAGAUUGCAGCAGUCAGAGCCGUGGCCAUUGAACGUGGGCUACCUAGACUACGUCACCGAUAGUCGAUGCGAUAACUACCUGCGAUUUUAUGUUGGUCAGACAAUCAAGUCCACUCGAAGAAUUAUGAUUGAUCACUGCCAAUCUAUUUUGAAAUGCAAAAAUUCCUCGUUGCAUUACUUUAUUGUCUGGCUGGGCAACGGCUACCGGCGGGCUAAUUUCUUACGGCUCUGGUCACUGCCUUACAGCAUGGGAAGAUCCAUCGACAGACAGAUCGUAUCCGACAUGCUUGAAACCCUGUUCAUUAGAGUUUUUAAGUCCGAUCAUGGCGGCUGCAGCCCCUCAAGAUCCGAUGCCGAAUCCGAAUAUAGCUCGGGACUUGGUCUAAACAUACUGUGCCCAUUCGCACAGAACUCAAAUCUUACUGAUGAAAUCAUGAGGCUACCUUACGUUACACCUGUGAGGAGAUCGGCCGAUCCUCAAAUUAAAACGACUACACACAUUCGGGAGCCUCCGUGGGCGGCGCCUCAAUUUUUUACUGCGCUUCAGCAGGCAAUCGGCGACAAAAAUUGUCUGAGUGAUCUAGAACUCUCUUUUCAGCACGCGCCAGCAACAAACGAUCGUCUUCCUGCCCAAUGGUUCGACGAUCGAUAUGAGCAUGUUGCCACGAAUGGCCCACUUGGCUCUCUGACGGCACCCAUCAGUUUCAUUCUCGAUUACGCGUCUGCAAUUGAGUCCGACCUAAGGGAAUCAUCGCCAAUGCCAAAAACUCACACAGGCCUUCCAUGGGUACUGGAGCGAACGGGGUUUGAUGCCAACAGCGCUCUUGUUUGGACCUUUGACUUCACAAAAGCUCUUCGAAAGUGGUUCUUCUAUGUGGAGCACGUCCGUACGUGGCAGCCACGGCGGGACUUGUCCAUGACCAGCGACAGGCCUGGCGCUAUCUCCAACUCCGGUGUGGCUAUCGAGUCGAGUACAUCGUAA